This is a messenger RNA of Cylicocyclus nassatus, 5003 nucleotides long. NCBI's taxonomy places the organism in Eukaryota, Metazoa, Nematoda, Chromadorea, Rhabditida, Strongylidae. The record is from the annotation of a GenBank genome assembly.
AUGACCGCUACUCGUCGUGGUGCAACCGCAGAAUCACCGCCGAAACGGCCACCACAAUCGGAGACACCUACGUCGAAAUCGGCGGCCAGAAAACGCAAGAGAAACGAGGCAGAAGCAGCUGGAGCUACUCCGACCAACGAUGGAGCGCAGUCUUCCGCAUCGGAACCAGCAUUGUCAUCACGACCGAAGAGGACGAUUAGGAAAAGCGUACUGCUCUCGGAGGACUAUGAGGUUAUGCUACCAAACACCGUCAAGGAAGAACCUGAAGAUGAGGAGGAUAUGUCUGACAGACGAUCUGCAUCACAACCGGUCGAAGAAGCCGAGGAGCAGUUCGUCGAUAUCGAGUCGCCACCAGAGGACGAUGAACUGGAUGCUAGUGUGAAGGCAGAGGAACACCACCAUACACCAGUCAUACAGCGAAAAUCGCAAGCCAAAAAGAGCACAGCUCCUGCUCCUGCCCCUGCUUCUGCUCCUGCUCCAGCACCUGCUCCUGCACCCGCUCCUCCCCCUCCCUACAUUGAACCAGAGGAGCCCAUAGAAGGGGAGGUGGAUAUAGAAGGAAUUGAACUGAUGGGACACGAAAGCGGGAUUAUGACCCUAGCUGACGCUAUAGAUGUCGCUUUGGAGGAGGAAGUGUCUGGUGGAGAAGAAGACGAUCAGCCGCCAUUGUUGGAAAAGAGUGCAGAGCGCAAACGUCCACGAGGGAGACCUCGUAAACACAUUCCUGGCUCUGCCCUUAUACCAAGAGGUCGAACAGGGCGACUCGUCCCUUUGCCCAGGUCGCGAUAUGUGGCUGAUAAAGCUAUAAGCAAAGGAGAAGCUGAAAAAAUAAACAACUACAACAUUAAACUGUUCGAAAAUGAAGUGGGAGUGACUGAGUUUGGAGACCGCUAUGCGACAGUUAUUCCUGGAUGUCUCAGCUAUUUACUUCGCAAAGAGCGAAUUGUCGAACUGUUGACGGAACCUGCUGAUAUAGACGCGAUACGCGAACAAGGAUGGAUGUCACAUAAACCGCCUAGGCUACCUCCUUUGGUAUCAACAAAGGCAUGUUUUGCUUUUUACGUGGAAGGUUCAACAGUGAGCUCAGUCAGAGAGCUGUCCAGCGAUGAGUUGAAGCCAUGGACAACUACUGAUCCAGUAGAGGGUGAGCCGACUAUCAAGCCCAAUGUACGAAAGCAUGCAGUGACUAGGGAAGACGGUCGCUUAGUCCCAUGCAAGGGUGAUGGGCGAACAUCUGAAUUCCACCUUACUGAGUAUAGCGCUUGGCUUCCAAGACUGCUUAGACUAAGGAAAAAGAUCUUCUACGUAGCUCGACAGACUGGCCAGAUCGUGGGAAAUGUGCUAAUCUUGUAUGAUUUUACAAUGCCCGGAGAGAUCCCAUCAAUUAUGAACAUAGCACACGGAAAUGAUGCUUUGAGAGAUAUGCAACAAAUGGAUUUGUCAAUGGAAUUGCCGGUUGCAGAUGCAGAUAAUCCGUUUGUCGAAGGAAUCGUUCCUGGUGUUCGUGGAGAGAAAUUCCUCAAAGUCCAUCCAACAAAAAUUGGAUGGGUGAACAACAAAACGUUGUUGUUAAAAUAUCUCAUCAACGACCCGACAUUUUUGGAUGAAGCUGGUUAUCUGAACACGCACGUGCCCUUCCUUCCUCCCAUGAUUGAGGGACGAGGGGUGUUCGUCCAUUUUGCUCCAGCCACACUCGUAGCGGACCACAUCCAUCACACCGGCGAUGGUUUGUCGCCUUGGACCUUCCAAGGAGCGUCAAUGCAUAACCGCGUCCGUACAGUGAAACGAGCGCUGAUGCAAGAUUCAGAAGGCGUUUUUCGGUUGACCAAACAGGAUUGGCAGCAGACUGGUUUAGCUUUGGUCGAAACCAUUACCGUUUUAGCCAGAUGUCCGCGUUUGAGAAAAAGGGUUGUUUUCAUUCAACGCAACAAUCGUAUGGUCCUUGGCAUUGUCUGCUUCAUGUAUGAGUAUAUUAGAGAAGGUCCACUGCCAGAGAUUCUUCGUGACAACUCGAUCACUGUUCCUGGUCCGCCUAUCUCGGCGCGCCCUCCACCAGCUCACCAAAUGAUGUCAGAAAAGCCUCCCCCAGGAGAUGCUCAUGGAAAUAACGGCAUUGUUGAAGACUUUGUAGAUGUGGAGGAGAUUGUAGAUGGAGGCGAUGAGAAUAGCAUGUCUCUGAAUGCCACUGAAACUGAGUUUGAAGAAAUGCACGAAGAUUGUUUGGAUGGCGGCUGGGACGGCGAUUUUGAUGAAGAUUUGCUUGCUUCUCAAGAAAAUUCUGAUCCGUUCAUCGAUGGAGUUCGUGAACUUGAGAGUGGCCAUGUGUAUCUGACUGUCAGACAUAAGAGAAUGGCUGGAAACCUAGACACCAUUCUGCAAUACAUCAUAAAUACAAACUUUGUGGAGAACCAUGAUAUUCUGAACAGCUCGAAACCUCAGCAUCCUCCUCUGGUGCGAAAUGCUCGUGCAUAUGCUUUCUUUGUGGCUGGCAAUAUCGUAUACCCCCAUGACAUCAAUCGAGAUGAUUUCUCUCCGUGGUCAGGAAACGGAACUGCUGAAAAUCCUACCUGCUACCGCACGAAAGUGCGCAAAUUCCCCGUGAUAAGCGAUGAAGUAACCGGCCUGUUCCGAAUUGGUGUAGGCGACUAUCGCGCUGCUCCAUAUCAUUUGGUGCAUCUAUACAGCAUCCAUCCGAAGGAGACGAGGCUUAGGAAGAAGAUUGCAUACCUUAUGGAGACCGAAUCACGAACGAUCAUUAGUCACGUGAUGAUUAUGUACGAUUACCACACAGAAGGACCUGUUCCACGAAUUCGUGGUCCUUAUUCUAAACGUUUCAUGCGGCAGAAGCCGAGAAGGUUACCGAUGGACAUGUCUGAUACACUGGAUGAUGUUUCUGAGAUUUCGGAAUCAGAGAAGGAGAGUCCAUUUGGUCUGGGACCACAACAAGCGGAAGAUGGUUCCAUAUUUUUGGAUCUUACUGACAUGGAAUUUCUUAAUGAUCGGAAUCGGCAGCUGCAUUACCUUAUCAAUAAGCCCCGUUUGUUGGAAAAUCUUGCCUGUCUCAAUACUCGAGUGCCGAUGUUUCCACCGAUGACCACUCAGAGAGGCACUUUUAUAUUCUUUAUUGACGGUGCAGAGGUUGAUAUUCGCAAUCUUACAUGUGAUGCAUUAUCACCAUGGUCGGAGAGCUUGCAUAUGACCGAUGGCUCCAUCAUGUGCCGCCGACCGAAAACCAGUAAAAUAUCUUUGGGUUUGAAUAGGGAGGGCCACUUGCGGGUAAUGAAGAUGUCAAGAUCGCAAGGAACUGAUUACCAAAUGCAUAUAUAUGCGGCCACGCUACCGCGCCUGCCGAGACUGAAGAAGAGGGUUAUAUAUCUGACUAAAGGCGGUAUGCAAAUAGGCCACUCUAUGAUCAUCUACUGGUAUACUGAAGAAGGCGCUUUGCCGACGCAGGUUCCUCAUGGAAAUAGCAUCACUUCGGAGGCGUUGUAUACCCGUUUACCACCAUCAGUACGUGAUGAAGCACGACGUCUGCUAGCUACUCACCAGCCCUCGGAAGUUGCGGAGAUGCUGUCAAGCAAAAUGAAUUAUUCUGUACCUCCAAGAGCGCUUUACAACAUCCGACGCGAACUGAGGCGAGAACCGAGAUAUGAAGACGUGAAGAUGGAGGCAGCGGGGAUGGAAGAAAUUGACUAUAUUCCUGAUUGGAUACAUGCAGAUAUCGUGAACGCUAAGAAGCAGGGAGAAUUGGCUGCGCAGUCGGGCGAAAGUAGCCUGGUGGACGGUGGAGCUAUAGAUGUAUCACACACCGAGGAAGUGGCACAAGGAGUGUCGCCCAGAAAGAGCAUGCGACAGUUCCCUCCAGUACCAGGAGGUCAUCAACUUCGUGAGGAUGCCGUGUGGAAGUGUGCAAAAGAAGCGUUUGAUGCGAGUGACAACGAUGCAGUUUUUGAUGCCAUAUGGAGAAUGCUGCUGGACAAAAAUGAAGCUCGAUUGCUACAGAAUAUCAAAUCGGACUUUGGCAUCGAAAUCAUAGCUGAUCACCAUCCCAUCAUGGUUGAAGGAGAGCCCAUGGAAGCCAUGGUCGUGACCGAAGAGGGCCUAGUACCUGCUGAAAUCGUUGAUGAACGUUUGAUACCUGAAGGCGCAACCAUAGAGAAUGUGGAGAUUGUCGAGGAAAACGUUGUGAUCGAAGAGGAACAACAACAGGAAGGAGAAACGUCAGAGGCGGUAGAAGAGCAUGUGGUGGAAGAGCAAGUAAUCGACGAAAAUAUGGUGGAAGAACAUGUAGUAGAGGAACAUACAGAAACGCAUGAAGAAAAGCAGGAAGAAGAUCAUCCCACGGAUAAUAUUCAAGUAGUGGAGGAGGUGGAGAUACAGUCCGUAGAGACUGUAGAAACGGGACAAUAGAAAAAAGUUCUUGGAAUUGGACGCUCAAGUCAUUUUUCUGUUAUGUUUCUUUUCGAUAUUCAUGGAUCUAUGAUGCAAAGCUUAUGUUUGCUGUACUGAGAGUUUCUAUGUCAUGUAUUUUUUUUACCUUGAUAUCUUGAAUACCAGUAGGAGAUUGGGAGGCCUCAUAACUUUUUUCCGGUUAUCCAAAGCAUUCGCCUUCAUGUUGCUUUAUGGAAAUCAGAUCUUUUUUCUUCACUGAAAACAUUAGAUUCCCCCCUACUCCUGAAGACUUGGUACAUAGCCUUAGACCAUUAGCCUAGUCAGCUGCUACAGCACUUAUGCCAGGCUUUCCAUAUCUAGAUUAGUUUAGCUAAAAAAGGGGACUACUUUAGCUCCAUAGCUAUCGCCACACUACAUCAACGGUUACUACUAUUGUCAACUUCUAAGAUGUCCACCGAACCCAGUUUAUACUUUUGAAUGUUUCUGAAGUGUAUUUUGUGUAGUUAUUACGAUCUCAUUGCUAUGAUAUACUGUUAACCUUGUAUUUUCAGUGAUUUCAUUUAUAAAAUUGGCAGAUAUGUUCAUUCUAAUUUUGUUGCAUGGCGACAAAG